Messenger RNA from Guyanagaster necrorhizus, 1437 nucleotides. Its product is annotated as HAD-like protein. The record is from RefSeq and is a predicted model, not a curated record. The transcript is spliced from 4 exons. Bases 1 to 1437 code for a protein of 478 amino acids. Lineage: Eukaryota; Fungi; Basidiomycota; Agaricomycetes; Agaricales; Physalacriaceae.
AUGGCACGAUACAACGCCAUAAUUUGCGAUCUGGGGGACGUUCUCUUCACAUGGUCUCCCCCACCCAAUCAGAUCCUUCCCCUGAAUACCCUUCGCCGAGUCCUCUCCUCAUCGACAUGGUUCGAGUACGAGAAGGGCCGAAUCUCCCAGCAGACGUGCUACGAUAACAUUGGACGAGAAUUAUCCACCAGCCCGAUGGACAUCCGCAAAGGAAUCGAAGGGUCCUGUGCCUCGUUGCGUUGCAACCUCGAUCUCGUGAGUUUCUUUCGGGAACUCAAAGAUACGACAGAGGGGGGGUUGCGCAUCUUUGCCAUGUCAAACAUAUCACAGCCGGACUAUGAUGCCCUUCGGAGUAUCACUGUGGAUAUGGAUUGGUCGAUAUUCGAUGGCAUCUUCACGUCCUUUGCAGCAGGAACACGUAAACCCGAACUUAAAUUUUAUCGGUACGCGCUGUCCCAGGCGAGCCUGGAUCCCUCCCGAACCAUAUUUAUAGACGACCGGCUCGAAAACGUACUUUCCGCACGCUCUCAGGGAUUGCAUGGCCUCAUGUAUCGCGAAUCCAAGGAGCUAAAGCAAUCGCUGCUCAGUUUAUUCGGCGAUCCGAUUCUCAGAGGCCAAAGAUUUUUGAAGAAGAACGCAGGACAUCUUGCUUCGAUGUGCAGUGGAAUCGCUAUACAGGAGAACUUCACUCAGUUACUCAUUCUGGAAAUGACUAAGGACCGGUCGUUGAUUGAGUUGGGUAUAGUUGAAAAGGAGGGAAAGUGGAACUUUUUCCGAGGCAAUCAACUUACCACAGCCAAGUUUCCUUGCGAUUUAGACACCACUUCACUCGGCCUUACGGUGAUCCGAGCAAGAGUGAAAGUGGCGGCGUCUAUAAUGGAUGAGAUGUUAAAUUAUAUCAAUGAAGACGGCAUCAUACAGACAUACUUUGAUCACGACAGGCCGCGAAUUGACCCUGUCGUCUGCGUGAACGUUCUUCACCUAUUCUAUUCCUAUGGUCGAGGAAAUGAGAUAAGCCAGACUUUCCGAUGGGUGCACGAGGUUCUUCUUCAUCGGGCCUAUGUCCAAGGGUCGCGCUACUACGAGACAGCAGAAUGCUUCCUCUUCUUCCUCUAUCGAUUUAUCAGCGGCUGCGAUGAUCCAGUUGUCCACACCCGCUUCUAUCCGCUCCUGAAAGAAAGAAUUACGGAACGAAUUGGUGCAGCAGGAGAUGGACUUGCCUUGGCCAUGCGCCUCGUCGUUUGUCAUUUCACGGGAGUGAGAAACAGUAUCGAUCUCCAGACUCUUAGAGCUUUCCAAUGCGAAGACGGAGGAUGGGACGCUGGUUUGAUAUACAAAUAUGGGUCUUCGGGUCUCAGUAUUGGGAAUCGAGGUCUGACGACAGCAAUGGCUAUCCACGCUAUCCGGUGUAGUAGCCUGGCCAGUUCCUCGCUAUGA